AUCUCUCUCUGUCUCUCUCUCUCUGUUUGUUAAUCAAUUUAAUGGCCCCUUUCGACUCCGCCGCCUCCUCUGGUACCAGCAGCAGCGGCAGCUCCUCCUCUUCCUCCUCCACCGUCACCAAACCCCAGGACAUCGAUGGCCUCCUCGCCGGCGCAGGGUAUAAAGUUCGCGCCUCCGACCUUCACCACGUCGCUCAACGCCUCGAACGCCUUGAAUCCGCCAUGGUUAACUCUUCCUCCGAGAUCUCUCAACUCGCCUCAGGGACUGUCCAUUACAAUCCUUCCGACAUCGCGUCUUGGGUCGAUUCCAUUCUCUCCGAGUUGAAUCAAACCACCUCGUUGCCGUCCGAUAUCCUCGAUUUCCCUGAUCUUAUUCCCGGUUCUAAUCAGACGGCUGGAAAUGUCUCCUGGACCGAUCCUUGUGUUGCUGCGCAACACCAGAAUUUAUCUCACAAUCAACUUACCGUCGUGACCGCUAUGGAGGAGGAUUCCGGUAUAAAGCUCGUUCACAUGCUCGUUACGUGUGCCGAUUCAAUUCACCGUGGUGAUUUCCCAUUGGCUGGUUCUCUGAUUGUCGAAAUGCAGAGUUUGCUCUCUGGCAUCAACACCGAUUGCGGCAUCGGAAAAGUCGCUGGUUACUUCAUCGACGCGCUCACUCGGCGCGUGUUUACACCGCAUGACACAACCAUUACCACCACCGGCUACGAAAACGAGCUUUUAUAUCACCAUUAUUACGAAGCUUGCCCUUACCUUAAAUUCGCGCAUUUCACCGCUAAUCAAGCGAUUUUAGAAGCCUUCGACGGUCACGAUUGUGUCCACGUCAUCGAUUUCAAUCUAAUGCACGGCUUACAAUGGCCGGCAUUAAUCCAAGCCCUCGCUCUCCGCCCUGGCGGCCCUCCUCUUCUUCGUUUAACCGGCAUUGGCCCACCAUCUUCUGACGGCCGUGACUCGCUUCGUGAAAUCGGAUUGCGGCUCGCCGAGUUGGCCCGGUCGGUGAACGUUCGGUUCGCCUUCCGCGGCGUGUCAGCGUCGAGGCUGGAAGAUGUGAAGCCGUGGAUGCUUCAAGUGAAUCCAAAGGAGACGGUGGCGGUGAACUCUAUUAUGCAGCUCCACCGGCUACUGGGAAACAACAACCGGUCCUCCUCCGCCAUGGAAAUGGUUCUGGGAUGGAUCCGGAGUUUGAACCCGAAGAUCGUUACAGUAGUGGAGCAAGAAGCCGACCACAACCAGACCGGGUUCUUGGAUCGGUUCACAGAGGCGCUAUUUUACUACUCCACCAUGUUCGAUUCGCUUGAAGCUUGCUGUAUGAUGCCGGAGAAGGCUCUAGCGGAGAUGUAUCUACAGAGGGAGAUUUGCAACGUGGUGAGCUGUGAAGGACCAGCUCGAGUGGAGCGCCAUGAGCCGCUUGUCAAGUGGAGAUUUCGGCUCCGACAAGCCGGUUUUAGAGCCCUCCAUUUGGGAUCCAACGCCUUCAAACAAGCCAGUAUGCUGCUAACGCUCUUCUCCGCAGAGGGAUUCUCCGUGGAGGAAAACGAAGGGUGUUUAACGCUCGGGUGGCACAGCCGCCCUCUCAUCGCGGCUUCGGCUUGGCAGGCCGCCCCGCCGCCGGAUGCAACUGCAAAUCAUCCAUUCGGAGGAACAGUAUAAAAUAAAAUUAAUAAUAAUGUAAAAUUCUUUUUUUUUCUUUUUUUUCUUUUUUAAUUCCAAUCGAACCCAAAAAAGAAAAACAGAGAAAAAAAAAUGGUAGUUCCAUCCAUCAGACUGCAUUAAAUUUGAAUAUAAAGAGUCAAUGAUAUGGACGUUGGAUCUAA
Cucurbita moschata (crookneck pumpkin) is the source of this 1810-nucleotide messenger RNA. RefSeq names its product DELLA protein SLR1-like. Gene Ontology annotation, molecular function: sequence-specific DNA binding; DNA-binding transcription factor activity. Gene Ontology annotation, biological process: regulation of DNA-templated transcription. Gene Ontology annotation, cellular component: nucleus. The transcript has a single exon. Bases 42 to 1646 code for a protein of 534 amino acids. NCBI's taxonomy places the organism in Eukaryota, Viridiplantae, Streptophyta, Magnoliopsida, Cucurbitales, Cucurbitaceae. The record is from RefSeq and is a predicted model, not a curated record.